GUACCCUCUACGCGAGGAAAGCAGCCACUCUGCGUCUGCAGUGAAGAGAGUAUUUAGCUGGUGAAUGGAGUGCUGGAAACAGUAGUAGCAGAGAAUCCAGCAAUGGGUACCGACAAGCCAAACCGGGUCGGGUUGAUUAUAUCCACCACACCCUUGAUUCGGGGUUUCCUCUCCGAUGCGUCAAAAGACGCGAGUCUUUCCGAUGAACUUCGACAAGCAUCCUCCGACCUGCUCCUCCAAUCGGAGGUACCCUACGCCGCACUUCGUGCUGUGUGGAUGUCCUCUGAUCCAUCCACCAGACCCGACUUGACCCGACUUUUUUCGGGCACCCGUUUCAUCUUCUCCAGCCCUAAGCCCAGGGAGAAGAGUGAAGAAUUGAAAGCGAGGCUGAGAAAGCUGGAAGAUUUAGCGGAGCGGAAAGCGUAUCAAGAACUUGUGAAGGAUAUUGCACCGCCUAAGGAUGUUCCGGAACCAUUUUCUUCUUACAAGGAUCAAUUAGGGUUUGGUAAAUUCUUCUUCACUUUAGUUUACCAUGUUGAUACAUGUAAAAAAUGAAUUUUAAUUACAAUGCACUAAUCUCUGUGGAUGUUAAGAUAUUGACUUUUACCAUAAUUUCAAUGCACUGAUCACUGUUGACGUUAACAUAUUGACUUUCAUCAUAAUUAUAGUGCACUAAUCACUCUUGAUGUUAAGAUAUCGACUUUUGUCCUAACAAAUUUACAAGCUAUAUCUGGAGCAGUUUCUAAUUUGUUGGCAACGUAAAAUCUUUUCUAUGUAUCGAAUGAAAAUUAAACUAUUGGCCGUUACUUGUUGAAACUUUGAUGCUUAAUUUGCUCAUUUAGUUUGAACACCCUUUGCUAGAUUGGGUAGGUUAUUUUGCUUUAUGAUCUCAU
Vigna umbellata (rice bean) is the source of this 893-nucleotide messenger RNA. Lineage: Eukaryota; Viridiplantae; Streptophyta; Magnoliopsida; Fabales; Fabaceae. The record is from RefSeq and is a predicted model, not a curated record.